Molecule: messenger RNA, 2058 nt
Organism: Exophiala oligosperma
Lineage: Eukaryota; Fungi; Ascomycota; Eurotiomycetes; Chaetothyriales; Herpotrichiellaceae
Exons: 1
Coding region: 1-2058 (685 amino acids)
Source: RefSeq, a predicted model, not a curated record
AUGGGUUCCAUCAGCAACCAACAGGACUUCUCUGGUCCGAAAGCCACAAGGGCUCUAUCCAUAGUGGAAGCAACCAUUGCGGAACUUGCCUCUGCACUCUCAGGAGGUCACACUAACAGCGUUGAGCUCACUGCAAAGCAUCUGCUGCGGAUUGCAAAGUAUGACCGACGUGGUACACUGUUGAACGCGAUACCUAUUAUCAAUGAGAAUGUUUUCGACGCUGCUCAAGCCUCAGACCAGCGCCGAGCUUCAGGCGGAACAUUGGGCCCGUUGGAUGGUAUUCCAUGCACCAUCAAGGACUCUUACAAAAUCCAAGGCAUGACCGUGGCUUCGGGAUCUCCCGCAUUCCAAAACUUGAUCGCCAACGAAGAUGCAUUCACCGUCAAGAGACUCAGAGAAGCCGGGUCAGUCAUCUUGGGUCGAACAAAUAUGCCUCCAAUGGCUGCGGGUGGCAUGCAACGCGGCGUUUAUGGCAGAGCUGAAUCUCCUUACAAUGCGGAAUACCUCACAGCCGCCUUCGCUUCUGGGUCGUCAAACGGAUCGGCCACUGCCACUGCAGCGAGCUUUGGUGUCUUUGGCAUGGGCGAGGAGACCAUCUCGUCCGGUCGUUCGCCUGCUUCCAACAAUGGACUCGUCGCAUACACUCCGUCGAGAGGUUUGAUCUCCAUCAGAGGAAACUGGCCUUUGUUCCCUACGUGCGACACCGUCGUUCCCCAUACGAGGACUGUCGAAGACAUGUUUUCCUUGCUCGAUGUCAUCGUCGCAAGGGACGACAAGGUUACUUGUGACUUCUGGAGAGAGCAGCCUUUUGUCAAUCUUCCAGAUGUCGAGACUGUUCGUCCCAAGUCAUACCACGAUCUGUCUUCAUCGACAGCACUAGCUGGAAAGAAAAUCGGCGUUCCGAAAAUGUACAUUGGUGGUGUCGAUUCUGACCCUACGGCAAGAAAAGUUCAUACCCGCCAGUCCGUGAUCGAUCUCUGGAAAAGAGCCAGGGAGAUAUUGGAGGGUCUCGGUGCUUCGGUUCAAGAGGUUGACUUUCCCAUCGUCACCAAAUUAGAGGCACCGCGCCCUAGUCAGCAGGAUGUGGACCCGAUAACACCACCUCACCACAGUGAAAUUGAUAUGUGCCAGCUCAUGGCCUACGCCUGGGACGACUUUCUCGUCAACAACGGUGACAAGAAUGUCGCAACAAGCCUGUCACAAGUAGAUUCGGCAACAAUUUUCCCUCAGCCACCUGGAACGAUUCCAGACAAAUACGACUCCAGUGAUCCGCUGGUUCGCCACACUGAUGUUGUAGCGCAUGUUACUGGAGGUCGCAUUCCCACAUACGACAUCCCUGGUAUGGGCCAAGCUCUGAAAAACCUCGAAGCUAUACGUAAAGCGGACUUCGAGGACUGGCUUGACUCCCAGGGUCUCGACACAGUAGUCUGGCCAUGCAAUGCCGAUGUGGGAAAAGCAGAUGCCGAUGUCAACGAGGAUUCCGCUGCAGAGGCAUGGCGCAAUGGUGUUCUUUACUCCAACGGAAACUGUGCCAUACGCCAAUUCGGUAUACCAACGGUCAGCGUGCCAAUGGGCGUAAUGGCCGACACAAAAAUGCCUGUCAGUCUCACCUUUGCUUCCAAAGCGUACGAUGACAGUAAUCUGUUCCGAUACGCCUACGCCUUUGAAAAGGGGAGCAACCUGCGGCAGGCACCCAUGAGGACGCCGACAUUGAUCACGGAUUCCGUUGCUCUUAGCGCGCAAGAGAGCAAACUUGGAUCAACCCCACCCGAAUUGGGCUUGGAAGCAGAAAUCCUUAACACGUCAGAAGGAAAGAAGCUGCGGAUUCUGGCGACUGUCCACGAAGAUGACAUCUCUGCUCUGAAAGUCUACGUCGACGGCGAGGAAAUAAAAAACGUGCAUGUUGUGGAUGGCAAGUGGCGAGUGAACUCGAAGGUUCUGAGCGUUUGGAAUGGUCGAGUCCAUGAGAAAGGAGUUCCAUCACCGGAAAAGACAAUGGUCAUUGCGUUGGCAAAGGGAAAGAAUGGAAGGUCUUCCGCCAGAAUGCUGUUUCUGUAG